AUGGGUGAGAAAGUGCUCUCACACAAUCUGUGCACAGCGCUCAAUGUCCCCCACAACACUGCAGCCUUGGAGGAGCACUUUCUAGGGAUAAUAAAAAAAAAUUGGGUUGAAGAGGGACGUUUUGUCAAAGAGAAUUGCAACGAACUUUGCCGGAUGCUGACCGCAAAAAAAAAACUACAACACAACGGAACAGGGCUCCUCUCAGAGAGAGACACCUUCAAGCUGUGGUGCCUGUUCAACUUCCUAUCUGAAGACAGCUACCCUCUGGUCAUUGUCAAAGAGGAGGGUUAUAUGUGGAAAAAGGGCCACGUGCGAUGGAACUGGAAUGAACGCUGGUUUAUCCUGAAGAUUUGUUGCAUCUCGUAUUAUAUUAACGAGGAUCUCAGGGAGAAAUCCUCCUGGAUAAGGACAGCAGAGUCCAGUAGUCUAUAUUUAGAAAGGGUCAAGAAGCUUUUGUUACAAAGCACUUCUACUCUCCUGCCACUUGCUGACAAAGAAGGGAACCGAUGCCUAUUCUGCAUCAGAACAUCAAACCGGAAGUAUGAGAUCAGUGCCUCGGACACCAAGUGCAUCAGCACAGCCUUCCAGGUGCUGAACAAGCCCUCGCUGCACAAAAAGCAGAAAGCAAGGCGCCGGGAGCAGCGGGAGGAGAUAGUCAGGAAGCAGCGGGAGCUGGAGCUCCAGCAGCUGAAGGAGCUGCAGGAAGUAAAGGAGAUGCAACUCCAGCACCUGGAAGAGCUGAGACAGAGGAGGAAAGAGCAGGAGGAGAUGCAGCGAGCCUUGCAGAAGAAACUGCAGGAAGUUGAGGAGGCCAAGUCCACGAUGCGGAUGGAGUUGGCACAGAAAGAGGUGGAGGCUGAGAAGCAGAGUCAGAGGAUCCAGGAGCUGGAAAAGGUGCAGCUUGGGCUGGAGGAGGCCUUGGAGGCUGAAAUGCAGGCCCGGGCAGAUGAGCAGGCUGUCCGCUCAGUGCAGGCCAGUUUGCUGCAGGAGGAAGAGGAGAAGUUGGCAGAGCUAAUGAAGCUGAAGACGGAACGGCAGGAGCUGAGCUUACAGGAGAGGGAGCAGGUGCCCCGGAGCAGGCAGCUUAAUGACCAGCACCUCACUACGGCCCAGAAGAAACUGAGGCGUGCGUCUCGCUACGUCAAACAUUGGAAUAUCCAAUUGAACCGACUGAUGCAACCAGUAACACCCGGGGUUGCCCACGAUCCUCAGUAGACCAGCAACGUAUUCAGCCACCGAGGUGGGGGAGCCUUCAUACCCAAGGAGUUCAGCAUUAAGAGGAGGUUUCGGAGGGAGAACAAGAAUGCAGACAGUGACCAGCAGCUCACCAGGAGGAGCUCAGAGUCUUCAUCCGAGGAGAACAUCAGUGAGCAACUGAAGGAGGUCACUCUGCAACAAGCCACCUCCCUGUAGCUCUAGGGCAACAAGUUUUAUUUCAGUGCCUUGGGAUGUACUCCCGACGUAAAAGGCACUAUACAAAUGUCAUUUUGUUGUUGUUAUGCGAGAAUAAAAUACCUGAGGGCAGGACCUCAGUGAAGACACUGUAAAACAGCAAGGUCCCAGCAUGGCCCCCAAAGCCUCAAACCAAGUGCUUGUCAAAGGAUUUUCCCGCAAGGAUGCAUAUGUGAGACGCUUUCCUGCAUGAAGGCUGCUAUUGUAAAUGCAAUUUGUUGAAUAUAUUAC
Molecule: messenger RNA, 1683 nt
Organism: Callorhinchus milii (elephant shark)
Lineage: Eukaryota; Metazoa; Chordata; Chondrichthyes; Chimaeriformes; Callorhinchidae
Product: differentially expressed in FDCP 6-like
Cellular component (GO): cytoplasm; nucleus
Source: RefSeq, a predicted model, not a curated record